CUUAAACAUAAUUUAUGGAACCAAACAUUUUUUAUUAUUUUUCAGACGGAUUACAAUCGACAUCUCGAGCAAUUAUUCGAACGUGUUACAGCUUUACUCAUCGAUAGUCUGCGAACGAAGAUAACCAUCGAUAAUUUGAAGCAAGUUAUCGAGCUGCAUAAGCAUUUGGAACAAGUGCGAGAUUUAUUCGAUGAAAAUGUCACCGGGAAGACAAUGGCAGCGGAAAGCGAACUAUUUUUAAAUAAAAUCGAGGAAUUAUCAAAAUUGAUAUCAGCGAUGAAAUUUUGGGAACUUGCCCACGAAUCGAAAUUACGAGAUAUCGAGUUUAAAUUGGAAAAUUUGUCGAUUUUCGUCAAGAAGGAUAAAUGUCUGAAUGCUGGCGGAAAAUUCGAAUGGGUGGAUAGUAUAUUAGUAAAGUGCUUGCAAGAUGGUACUUGGCUGCUCAUCGACCAAGUUAAUUUAUGCAGCCCCGCUGUAUUAGACAGACUUAAUGGUCUGUUGGAACCAAACGGUGUUCUCAGUAUCGGUGAACGAGGUGUUGAUAGUGAAGGCAAUGUCAUCACCAUUAAGCCGCACGAAAAUUUUCGUCUAUUUUUAACUAUGGAUCCUCGAUACGGUGAAAUUUCCAGGGCCAUGCGUAAUAGAGGGGUGGAAAUUUACAUGUUUGGUCCGAAGGAAAACAUCUACGAUGACGCAAUAGAUCUGAAAUCGCUAUUAUUCAAUGCUGGUAUCGCGAAAUCGACGCAUCGCGAUGCAUUGCUCAAGAUUUACGAGACGAUGUCGAAAGAUGUGAUCGCAGUGGACCGAUUCAGCGUCGUCGAUUUGUUACACACCGCGUUCCUGGCGAAGCAACGAUUGCUUCGCGGAUUCUCGGCGGAGCGAUCGAUCAGAAACGCUUGCAUUGACGUUUAUAUAAAAGCUAGACCGAUGCGCGAUCCGCAAUUCAGAGAACAUCUGAUUUCUUUGAUCGACGAAAUUAUCGAGCGACAUGGUGUCGCGGACAAUCAAGAUAUCUCGUUAAUCGAUUUGGAGGCCGCCACGUGGAGCGUGAAAAAUCUGCAGGACAAUUCGAGACUCGCUAUAAUCAGACAACAGAGUUUAUUGUUAAAGGCGGUUGUCAAACUGUACGAAUUAGGUGCAAAUUCUAGAAAUGAAAGAAAUAUUGUUGCAUCAAAGUUAUUUAAUAAAUUUUGCGGUCUUAAAGACGAAGAGGAAUAUAUAUUGAACGUUGGCGUUACCGAGACAUUGCCGUAUUUCCUGUUGCAUUUUUACGAACAAUCCUCGCAAGACGAUGCACUACUUAGGAAGAAAUGGAUCUCGAAGAUGUUGCGAGGAAAUGCAAUAUUUGACGAACUUAAGAAGCAGAGUGCACUAAUGGCAAAUGUAAUUGCAUUGUUUCGCUUUCGUUCUCCAAACCAGGUAAAAAAUUUACCUUGGGAUUUUUGGCAGCUGGUUGGAAGAAUGACACAUGAUGAGGACGAUAGCACUUGCAAUGAUGCAAAUAAAUUGUUACUGCUUUUAUAUGCACACAGUAUGAUAUUCAAAAGUGAUGUAACGAAAGCGGAAAUAUUGCAGAACAAAGAUGUGAUAUCUGUCAAGCAAUAUUCCAGUAUUGUACAUGACGGUGAACUAUCCUCGCAAUUGAAGAACCAACCGCUCAUAACAUAUUUCGCACAAUUCAUUGAACGAGCGAAUUCUUAUAUCGCGAUGAUUCUACGAGAUAGUGAUAUAAGCGUGAAUCCUGAAGAAUACGUUGAACUGAGAAGGGAAUUGAAGUGGUACACGAGAUUCGAGAAGCUGGGCGAAACAACUUUAAUAAACAAGAAAAGAUUGAAAAACUCUACAAGCAGGUUCACGGAUGUAGAACAAAUCUCUUCGUUGCUGAAGGUCCAUUAUAAGUGGCUGUUAAAAUUCCUGCGCAAAUUGUCCGCAACAACUGGACAGUUUCCGAAUGAGAAGACCGCGAGCGAGAUCGAGUUGUGGGAGAUCGUAUCCCAAGUGAACAAUCAAUUGGAUUCGGUGUACGAUCCUAUAAAAAAGAUAUCGAAGAGAGUCAAAAAGUACUUAACACUUCCACCACCUCACUCUUCAGAGGUUUGCAUGAAGGUGCAUUCGGAACUAAGAAGACUAACGAAUGAUUUUAACAUAAGGAACGAAGAAGGCAUGCUUCUCUUGAAACAAGAAUUAAAAAUCAUAUUUAUGGAAUUGAAGGACGCAUUGAUGAUGAGGCAUCAUAUGAUUUCCCUGUGGAGCGAUGUUCACCUGAGGAAACCAAUCGAGGAGACGAGUAUCAUCGAGGUGGAGCAAUUCUGCGAGGAGAGUCACAUUCGUCUCCGAGUUUCCACGGAAGUCGAGAGCGUUCUGAAUAGAGUGCAUUUACUUCCAAAAGAAGAAAUGACGCAGAUGAACGCGAGGAUACAAUUGUGGCCGAUCCACGAGUAUGUUUUUAUGUCGUUCGCCUGGACUCUCCAGGCAGAGAUGUGUCGGGAAGGAAUGAUUUCCGCUGCCACCUUGACGGAAUGUCUCGCGAGAUUUGCAGAUAUACCCGGUAUACCGAGCGACUUGAUCGGCUUGUUGAAUGCGAUGACUCGGACGGAGAUUGAGCAUCCGCAAAAGCUCCUGUUACUACCGGAAUUGUUCUUCCGGCUCGCGCAAUUCGCUCGGAAAUCUCGCGCUGUCAGGAGUACGAACCGCUUUUUACACUGGCGUGGUAUAACGGAAGAGGAUAUGGAGAGAUCACUAACUUCCUAUGCCGAAUGCAAGACUGAAUGCUACUUCGGCGGGGCCGUUCUCCUAAACUUAGUGCUGCAAUUAAUGUUAAAUAAAAUAAAUGGACAAAAGGAGAGAAAAAAUAUUCUUUCUACGGUCGCGCUUGGAACAUAUAAAGCGCAAAUGGAUCAACUGCAGUUGCUGAAUGAGAUUUUAUGGCGGAAUAGCAUUUCGUUGACAAACAAACAAUACUAUUUAAUCAGCAGUGACUUGAUAACGUUGAAAUUUUAUUUAUGCUUGUACUCAUCCGCAAUAGAUAAAAUGAACGCCGAAAACGACCUAUCUGAUCUGAUUGCGAACGUCAUAAAGAAGGAAGGCGAAAGUAACGCGACUGCCAUAAAGAACAAGUUGCAAACUGAUUAUCUUCAACCGGUAGAAGAAUUCCAUAAAGCGUGCAACGAGAUAAAUAAAAUCGACGAGACAAGUAUUGAUGAGAAAGAAAAUCUAAUUCGACAAGGAAGAGCGUGGAUGUUACUCGGUUACCUUCAGCUUCUACUUUUUGGAAAUUUGGAUCAGAUUGAUCCCGUAUACAAGGUAGAACUGAAGGUCAAGUACCUAGAAGAGGAUUACACCGAUUGUAGAAGAACGAUAUAUGUUACAUCAUUACAGAAUCGUAUUUUAGGAUUAUCAACAGAGACUGAACACAUUCAUCCUAGACUUGUAGCUACGAAAAAUUGCGAGCAAAAUUUACUAAAGACGAAAGACAAACUCAGCUGUUUGAAAGCCUUCAGAUCACCUUCUGCCAAUUUUGCUUUGCUCAGUAAGGACUGUGUUAAUUUCAGGAAUCAAAUAGGUUCCUAUAAGGUGGUAGAGAAACACAUGAACAAUCUGUGCGCAAUUGCGAGCGAGAUCAGUCAAGAAUGCAAAUCAGCCGAUCUUUUGAGCUUCAACACUGUUUUGGACGAAGCGGAAAUCUGGAGUUUAUCGGUGCAGGGAUUCGCCGAGCAAAUCGAGGCAAAGUACUUGUCGGUUUAUCCAGAUGUAAUUCUUCCGCUACUGGCGGCCUUGGCACAGUUAAGUCACGGCGUUAAUAUAUUGAUCAACGAAAUACGACGACGGAUAUCUCUGCGUGCAAACCAAGUGUCUGAUCUGGAAGCCUUGAUAUACAAUUUGAUCCGAUUUCCGACGAUCGGCCAAGGACAGGAGAGCCUUUUGAACCUGAGUGAUUUGUGUAUUUCCAGAAGCACGAGAAAUCUGGUUGGAAACUCGGAUGCAUUCGUCAGGAUGCAGGAGCAGUUCCAGAUAUUUAAAUCAGGUUUGCACGAACUGCACAAUCAUGUGAUUCUCAACAGAGGUCUGACCAAGUCGCUGUGGCGGGACGCGAACGAGUUGCUGCAGCAAAUAGUCCUAAUUUGGAAACAGCAACAACAGGAAGAGGAGAGACGAGCCGCGGAGAGGGACAGCCUGUACAAGAACAAGAUCGAAAGACACGGUGAUACGUUGACCGAAGAGGAAGAACUCGCUUUGGAAGUCCACAAACUAUUUCCUACGUCUCGCGAGAGAGACUUUCACGACAUAGAAGAUGGCUCGCAGUUUUCCCUCGAGCAGAAUAACGCGUUGCAGACCGAGUCAAACGACUCGGAGUCUACCUUUAGCGGUCUCAUUACCAAAGACGAUAUCAAGGAAAUUCAGGAGAUCCACUCAGACAUUGUUACAUCCUUCAUCGCGUCCAAGUGGAUAUGCAGCAGUUCCACUUCGGUGCGCUCGACGGAUUAUGUCGACCCUCUAAUUCAGAGAUAUAAUACCGUAUACGGAAUGCUCGACCUUGUACUACCGAGUUUAAACGAAGAAUUUGCGAUGAAAUUAUACAACAGUUUAAAUCUCCUGGUCACUUUAGGACUGCAAGCGACCCAAGAAAAGAGCUCGGAUCGAAUUUUGCGCGAAAACACUGGAGUGCAAACAAAAGCGUACGAUUUCUAUAAGGAAUGCAACAUAGAGGAAGCGAGACAGUGUCUCCCGUUGUGCGAGAAGAUUCUAAUUCGCGUCAAUCAACUGCUGGAUGAGUGGCCGGAGCAACCCAGUCUAAAAUCGAUACGCUGUAUAAUAGAGAGGAUCUAUACAUUCCCGAUCACGUCGCCUGUCUCCAGAUUUCUGACGGGUCUCGAGUUGUUGCUUGUCAAGAUGAAGCAAUGGGAGGAUAACGCGCACAGCGGCGUUAGUAUGGGAAACUAUAUAUCCGCGUUGACGCAGCAAAUAAUAUCGUGGAGAAAACUGGAGCUGUCUUCUUGGAAAGGUUGUCUCAACGCUACAUACGAGAAUCUCAGAUCCAACACAUCUAAAUGGUGGUUCUUCCUAUACGCUUUGAUCGAGAGCUACAUCACAAGAUCAAACGACGAAUCUGUUACUAGGGAAAGCUUGGUGGAAUCGCUGGAGCGUUUCAUGACUGAGUCAUCCCUCGUCGAGUUCGAAUCGCGAUUGAAUCUGCUCUGGACGUUCCACUGUCACGUAUAUUAUUUCGACGACAGUGACGUAAAGAACGAACUCUUAGCCGUACUGUGGAAUGUGUACAAUUAUUACAAACAAUUCGUGGACGAUGUGAACGCGAGAAUUGCUGCAUUGAGAGCGCCCAUCAAAAAGAAACUGGAGGACUACGUUAAAAUCGCGCGAUGGAACGAUAUCAAUUACUGGGCGGUGAAGGAGACGGUUGACAAGACGCAUCGCACUCUGCACAAGUAUGCGAAGGAGUUCCAGAACGCCUUGAAACAAAGUGUGUCCUCUUGCCUGAUCGUCAAGUCAGGAUCUUACAGUACAGAGAUGAACAAGGGCAUCUGGGACGCUCAAGAUCAUCACAAGUACAUACUCAAUCUUGAAGAGUUUAUCGUAGAGAAACCUCCGCAGUCUAUAGAGAUAGAAACACGGUUCACAAGCGGACAUAUCACGAAAGCAGACACGUUGCUGAAGACGGCCAGGAAUCUAUGUAAAAAAAUAAUCCAGGCGAGCUCUUAUCCGCAUAUACGGUCUGAUCUUGAGAACUUCGUCAUGAGCUUCAUGGAGCAGAGCGCGCGUCUUCGGGACCUGGACAUCGACAGAAGUUUGCCGAAGAGCAAACAGAAGUCUCAGGCGAAGAGUAUCUUGCAACAGAAGAGAAUGACGCUCGCCAAUUACUUCAAGUCGUUGACUCGAAUGGGUGUGUCCUAUCGUACUGGCGCGUUAACGUGGAAGAACAAUGCGGACAAGGUGAUAGACUAUACGGUAUCGCCCUUGGAUCUGUCCGCGAUCGGUCGGUACUUCAAGUUGAGGUCGAUAGAUCAGCAGAUGUUGGCACAAUGGCAGGGCUGCGAGAAGUAUUAUUACAAGUCUCUCAUCAGGUUGAACGCUCUCCACGCGAUGCUCAGCACAAAUCAGACCGACCUGGGGCCGCAAAAUAUGGAGCGUUGCCGAGGAUAUUCCGCACAUCUGAUGCUGAUGGCUCACAGACAGAAGACGACGUUAGCCAGGUCCUUUGAUCGGUUCUCAUCGCUACGCAUACAGAUCUCGAAUCUGUCCGAGAUGCGCGAACAGGAUCUGAAUGUGUCGAAGCAACGCGACGGCCAGGACUGCGCGAGGAGCUUGAAGACAUUGCUGAUAACGUUGGAAGCUGGAUUCGAGCAGCUAUUGCUGUGCCUUCAAUGCUGUCCUGCGGAAUCGCUGGAUUCGAAUAGAGCCGUGCUCACGUUAAACGCGAACGCCCUUCCAAUAAUAUCUGCCUCUCGGACUGAUGAAGUUUGGAAGAGCGCGACGACUUUGCUAGAAGACAGUUUAAGAUCAAUAAAAACGACCGCGAAACGCUUCCACGCCUUAUUUGUUCCGUUUGAAAUAUUAUUGGCGGAUCAUUCCGAAGAUUCUAUCCACGCUUUACUAAGUUCGAAGCACUUUGAGUUCUUGGAGCAAUCCCACGCAACGAUCGAAGAUCUACGAGCGCGAGCGAGAGAACUGAAACAAUUGUUUGGAAGUUCGGACGUGAUGCAUCCAAUCUGGGAAAAUAUCGCGUUCUUGGACAUGAAAAUGGAAUGCUUCCUUCGUAAUUAUGAUGAAAAUUUAGGAAAAUCCGUGGAAAUUGAAGGACAAUUGAAGGAAGACAGUAACGCUGUCGAGAAAUAUGAAUUGGCCCUGGAACAUUUAAUUAACACGAUAUUACUUACCAUACAAAAGAAAUACAAGGAUCGUAAUUUGAACGACACUGUGACACAGAAACCGAGUGAGGAAAAUGAUGAAAACGAUAAAGACGAAGAGGAAGAAAUAGAUGAAAAUGAAUUGAACGAGAGACUUGUUGAAUUCCUCGAGCGGGAUAUAACCGAAUUGAAAUUAUCUAAAGUAUCCAAUUCAUUUUUCAGUCUUCUACUAUCGAUACGAGAAUUCGAUCUACAAUCAGCAAAUUAUUGUAUCAGAUUACUUCUAAAAUGUUUACCACUGCUGGAACAAUACCUCUUGUUUGCCCAGUUUUAUUUAAAUGAACAAGUGGCGUCAUUCCGCAUCACGUGUAAGAUGCUGUACCUGCAAUUAAAUGUCUUCCUGGACCUGGCUGCAAAUGGAUUUUGCGUGCCGAAGGAUUUAGAUCUUGAAGAAGGCGAAACGGAUGAAUCAGGCGAGAAGACGGGUAAAGGCGGGAUGGGUUUAGCUGACGGUGAAGGAACGAAAGAUGUUUCCGAUCAAAUAGAAUCCGAGGAUCAAUUGGAGGAUGCAAGACCCGCGGAUCAGGAGCAAGAAAAACAAGAUGAUAAGACUUGCAAGGAGGAGGAAAAAGGAAUCGAUAUGUCCGAGGAUUUCGACAGUAAGCCUCAGGAUAUGGAGAAGGACGAGGAUGAUGAAGAGCGGAGUGAUGAUGAUGAAAAUAAUGAUUUGGAUAAGGAAAUGGGAGAGACGGGAGAAGGCGCCGAACAGCUUGAUAAAGAAAUAUGGGGUGAUGAUAAUGAAGAAUCCGAAGAGGAUGAUCAAGAGAAGCUGGAGAACGAUGAUGAAGAGGAAGGUACAGGUGAACGAAUCGGUGAAAAGGAAAUGGGCGCGAAAGACGACGAGAAAAAGAGAAAACAGCAUGACGACGACGACACGAACGACAAUAAAAAUCGAGAAGAAGAAAAUAAAAAGGAAAUAAAUGAACUCAACGAGCCAGAGAUAGAUGAAGACCAGAUUAAUCCUUAUCACGGCAAAUUUCAACCUCAACCGGAACCCGAACAACUCGAUCUACCAGAAGAUAUUAAUUUAGACGAAGGCGAAGAAAAUAAAGAAGACAAUGGCGAAGAAGAGAAUCCGUUCGACAUUGAUGAGAUGAAGGAUUUCAAGCCGCCACAGGAAAAAAUGAAUGACGAACUUGAGAAAGAAGCUGAGGAAAAUAAGGAAAAUGACCCUGAAGAGGAGUCUAGCGAAGACGAGAACGGCGAAAAUACGGACUUGGAUGGACAAAAAACGCAGGAAGAACUCGAAUCUAAUCAGGAAACUAAAGAGACAAACGAAAAGAACGCGGAAACCGAGAACAAAGAUGAAGAGCAAAAUCGGGAUGAAGAAGCUGAAGAGAAGCUGCAGGAGACAGCAGCGCCAAGUGCAGAUGAUGCUAGCAAGCAAAUGGACGCUGCAGAACAAGUUGAAGAAACGACGGAAGGCUCGCGAGAUACGGUAGCGCAGCAAUCGGAUCAGGCCAAAGAUCAGCAGGAAGCAUCAGCGGAGAAUACUGAAGAGGACAGUAAGGAUAAUGGUACCGGCCAAUCGGAGUCGGCGCAGCAGGAAAGCGGGCAUUCAGGAUCUUCCAAGCAGGAAACUAUUCCAGCUUCGCAGAAGAACAUCAUGACAAAGUCAAUCGAGAAGAGAAAGAAUCCAGGCAAGAGCCACGAAGAUCGCAGUCUGCUGGAUAAAUUCCAGCCGGCGCUGAAGAAGUUGAAAACGAUCUACACACAGGACGAAAUAUCGAAGGAGCCAGAGAAUGACCCGGGCAACACUGAGGGAGACGAGGCCGAGAUGGCCAAACACGUAAAGGAUUCCGAGAAGUUUGACGAUUACACGCUCGAUGCCGCGACAGAGGAUCAAGUUAAACAACAAGCUUCUAACAUGGAUAAAGAAGAGAAUCAGGAAGAGAAAAAAGACGACGCCACAGACGUGGAGAUGCACGAGGACGAGGAGAAUAACGUGUCGGAUAAUAAAAUAGAGGAACAGAGACCGGAAAAUAUUUCCGAGACUCCGAAUGAUAAGCGCAAGAGAAAUUUCGAUAGUAAAAGAAACAACAUUGAGAACAAUCAGGAGACGACGGUCGAGCUAGAAGGAGAAACGGCAGAGACUAUGAAAAUACAAAGAGGGAACGAAACUACAUUUCAUACGAUGGAAUGGAAUAUGGAUGAGAACAAUCUUGAUUCUGGUUAUACGGAGAGAAAACGAUUCGAGGUAGAAAAAAUGUUAGCCGAAUGGACCCAGAUACCAUCCACCGAAGAAGCUGCAAUCGCGUGGAAUUGUUUGUGUUCGGUCACGGAUACAGCUGCUCGGGACUUAUCGGAGAAAUUGCGACUGGUUCUGGAGCCUACUCAGGCGUCAAGAUUACGGGGCGAUUACAAGACGGGUAAACGCAUUAAUAUGCGAAAAAUCAUUCCGUACAUAGCCAGCCAAUUUCGCAAGGAUAAAAUCUGGCUCAGACGCACGAAGCCCUUCAAACGUGAUUAUCAGAUUGUUCUCGCAUUGGACGAUUCCAGCAGUAUGGCCGAUAAUCAUUCCAAAGAAUUGGCCUUCGAAUCCUUAUCUUUAAUUAGCAAAGCUAUGACGUAUCUAGAAGUAGGGCAACUUAGUGUCGUAAGCUUCGGAGAACAGGUGAAGAUGUUACAUCCUUUGGGAGAAGCUUUCACAGAACAAACUGGAUCUAGAUUAAUACAAGAAGUGAGAUUUGAUCAAAGAAAAACGAUGGUCGGCCAAUUAGUCAAUUCUAUUGUGGAAAUAUUCGAAAAUCAGUGUACAUCAUCCGACAGUGCUAAGCUGUUAGUAGUAUUGUCAGAUGGCAGAGGAAUAUUUUCAGAAGGAACAAAAAUUGUUAAUAAUGCCAUAAGGAGAGCCAAACUAGCAGAUAUCUUUCUAGUAUUUAUAGUAGUCGACAAUCCAAUUAAUAAGGAUUCUAUAUUGGAUAUUCGUACGCCUAUAUUUGAAGGUAACAAAUUUUUGGGAUUUCGAUCGUACAUGGAUAAUUUCCCCUUUCCAUUCUACAUAAUUCUUAGAGACAUAAACUCAUUACCGGGUGUUCUGAGCGAUGCUUUGCGCCAAUGGUUUGAAGUAGUUGGAAAGGUGGAUACUUAAAGUAAUUUCAGACAUUAGAAAGUCAGUUUUAAAAAUUCGUUAUAUUCACAUAUAAUUCUUAAUUACUAAAGUGUGUGUAUACACAUAUCAGAAAUUGUGAUAAAAAAAAGAAACACAAACUUUACUGAUUUUAAACAAUAAAAACUUAUUAUUUGCAGAUAAUGCUAUAGAUUAAACUGAAUUACACUGCAAACGAUUAAAGUGAACAAUCAGAUUAUAUCUCAGUUUCUUUGCCAUUUGUCAUUUUAUCUUGAGUUAUUUUUUUAAUUUUGCCACAUUCUAUAUAUAUGUUUUCAGAAUUAUGUAUCAUGAAAAUAAUGCUUAGUUUUUUUUAUAUUGAUUUAAACUUUUGUAUGUAAAUUUGUGACAAAAAUAUUAUACCAAACAUUCAGUGUAAUUAAAAUAGCGCUUGCGUGUAAUAAAUAAUUAAUUUAAUUAAUAAACUUUUUAUGUUAUAUAUUAGAACGUAUAAAUAAAAUAUCGUUCUUUUUUUAAAUCAGAAUAUCUACCUUAAUUUUGCUCCAACAAAAUUAUGCAAGAUUGUGAUAGAAUGAAGAAGUUCAAUUAUUUUGUACUAAGCUCAACCAACUUCUACCCUCCCCAUCUACAGACGAGGGAAAUCUGAUCUGUACUAGUCGAACGUUUUUACUAUCUUCUACCAGCUCUUUAUAAUUAGUUGCGGGCACAACUAUCGUCUCAUCUUCAUCAUUUUCGUUAUAAGUGUAUACCGUUUCUACUUGUUCUACAGCUUCAGUUUUGCAUUCUAUCUCGUCACUCUCAAAAUCCAUCUAUAAGAGAAAACACGGCAUUUGAUGCGACAAAUAGAUAUCAUUGCGAGCUUUCGAGAAAUGUUAACUUACCUGAUUCUCAACGAGUUGAUUCACUCCGCUAUUUACGGUUUCUUCAGCAGGUAUAUUCAAUACAUCUUCUUCAUUAUAUAUUUGAUCUUCUCCUUCUUGCUGUAUAAUCACGUGAUCCUUCAAUUCAGUUACGUACAAUCCGGCCUCAUUUAGCUAAACAAGCAAAUAUAGUAUUAACAUAAUAAAAUUUUCUAUAUUAAAAUGUACAUUUUGCACAAUAAAAUAAUCACUUGAAUUAUCA
This is a messenger RNA of Nylanderia fulva, 11112 nucleotides long. Lineage: Eukaryota; Metazoa; Arthropoda; Insecta; Hymenoptera; Formicidae. The record is from RefSeq and is a predicted model, not a curated record.